AGCAAUUGUCGAAUCCUACUCAGCCGAAAAGGGGGUACUUAUGUAUGGCGGAACGGGCCAAUCUGGUCUUUCAUAAUAAAGAGAUAGACGGAACUGGUAUGAAACGACUUAUUAGCAGAUUAAUAGAUCAUUUUGGAAUGGGAUAUACAUCCCAUAUACUGGAUCAACUAAAGACUCUGGGCUUCUAUCAAGCCACUACUACAUCGAUUUCGUUAGGAAUCGAGGAUCUUUUAACAAUACCCUCUAAGGGAUGGUUAGUCCAAGACGCGGAACAACAGAGUUUUCUUUUGGAGAAACACUAUUAUUAUGGGGCUGUACACGCGGUAGAAAAAUUACGCCAAUCUGUUGAGAUAUGGUAUGCGACAAGUGAAUAUUUGAAACAAGAAAUGAAUUCAAAUUUUCGGAUAACGGAUCCUUCUAAUCCAGUCUAUCUAAUGUCUUUUUCAGGAGCCAGAGGAAAUGCAUCUCAAGUACACCAAUUAGUAGGUAUGAGAGGAUUAAUGUCGGACCCUCAAGGACAAAUGAUUGAUUUACCUAUUCAAAGCAAUUUACGCGAGGGACUUUCUUUGACAGAAUAUAUAAUUUCCUGCUAUGGAGCCCGCAAAGGGGUUGUAGAUACUGCUGUACGAACAGCAGAUGCUGGAUAUCUUACACGUAGACUUGUUGAAGUAGUUCAACAUAUUAUUGUGCGUAGAAGAGAUUGUGGUACUAUCCGAGGUAUUUCUGUAAGUCCUCAAAAUGGGAUGACGGAAAAACUUUUUGUCCAAACACUAAUUGGUCGUGUAUUAGCAGACGAUAUAUAUAUCGGUUCACGAUGCAUUGCCGCGCGAAAUCAAGAUAUUGGAAUUGGAUUAGUCAAUCGAUUCAUAACUGCCUUUCGAGCACAACCAUUUCGAGCACAACCAAUAUAUAUUAGAACCCCCUUUACUUGCCGAAGCACUUCUUGGAUCUGUCAAUUAUGCUAUGGCCGGAGUCCUACUCAUAGUGAUCUGGUGGAAUUGGGAGAAGCCGUAGGUAUUAUUGCGGGUCAAUCAAUUGGGGAGCCAGGGACUCAACUAACAUUAAGAACUUUUCAUACUGGCGGAGUAUUCACAGGGGGUACUGCCGACCUUGUACGAUCCCCUUCGAAUGGAAAAAUCCAAUUCAAUGAGAAUUUGGUUCACCCCACACGUACCCGUCAUGGACAGCCUGCUUUUCUAUGUUAUAUAGACUUGCAUGUAACUAUUCAGAGUCAAGAUAUUCUAUAUAGUGUGAAUAUUCCCUCAAAAAGCUUGAUUCUAGUGCAAAAUGAUCAAUAUGUAAAAUCUGAACAAGUAAUUGCGGAGAUUCGUGCCGGAACGUCCACUUUACAUUUUAAAGAAAGGGUACAAAAGCAUAUUUAUUCUGAAUCAGACGGCGAAAUGCACUGGAGUACUGAUGUUUACCAUGCGCCCGAAUAUCAAUAUGGUAAUCUUCGUCGAUUACCAAAAACAAGCCAUUUAUGGAUAUUAUCCGUAAGUAUGUGCAGAUCCAGUAUAGCGUCUUUUUCACUCCACAAGGAUCAAGAUCAAAUGAAUACUUAUGGUAAAAAAGAUAGGGAAAUUCUUGAUUAUUCAACGUCGGAUCGAAUCAUGUCCAAUGGCCAUUGGAAUUUGAUCUAUCCUUCUAUUUUUCAAGAUAAUUCAGAUUUGUUGGCGAAAAAGCGAAGAAAUAGGUUCGUCAUUCCAUUACAAUAUCAUCAAGAACAAGAGAAAGAACUAAUAUCCUGUUUUGGGAUUUCGAUUGAAAUCCCCUUUAUGGGUGUUUUACGUAGAAAUACUAUUUUUGCUUAUUUUGACGAUCCCCGAUACAGAAAAGAUAAAAAGGGUUCAGGAAUUGUUAAAUUUAGAUAUAGGACCCUAGAAGAAGAAUAUAGGACUCGAGCGGAAGACUCAGAAGAGGAAUAUGAGACCCUAGAACACGAAUACAGGACCCGAGAGGACGAAUAUGAAACCCUAGAAGAAUCUAAAUAUGGAAUCCUAGAAGACGAAUACGAAUAUGAAACCCUAGAAAACGAAUAUGGGAGCCCAGAAAACAAAUAUGGGAACCCAGAGAACGAAUAUAGGACUUUAGAGAAAGACUCAGAAGAGGAAUAUGGGAACCCAGAGAGCAAAUAUAGGACCCAAGAGGACGAAUAUGGAACUUUAGAAGAAGACUCAGAAGACGAAUAUGGCAGCCCCGGGGAAAGCGGCGAGGAAAAAUAUGGUACUUUAGAGGAAGACUCAGAAGAAGACUCAGAGGACGAAUACGAGAGCCCAGAGGAAGAUUCCAUCUUAAAAAAAGAGGGUUUGAUUGAGCAUCGAGGAACAAAAGAAUUUAGUCUAAAAUACCAAAAAGAAGUAGAUCGGUUUUUUUUCAUUCUUCAAGAACUUCAUAUCUUGCCGAGAUCUUCAUCCCUAAAGAUACUUGACAAUAGUAUUAUUGGAGUGGAUACACAACUCACAAAAAAUACAAGAAGUGGACUAGGCGGACUGGUCCGAGUGAAGAGAAAAAAAAGCCAUACGGAACUCAAAAUAUUUUCCGGAGAUAUUCAUUUUCCUGAAGAGGCAGAUAAGAUAUUAGGUGGGUGUUUGAUACCGCCAGAAAGACAAAAAAAAGAUUCUAAGGAAUCAAAAAAAAAGAAAAAUUGGGUCUAUGUUCAACGGAAAAAAAUUCUCAAGAGCAAGGAAAAGUAUUUUGUUUCCGUUCGCCCUACAGUGGCAUAUGAAAUGGACGAAGGAAGAAAUUUAGCAACACUUUUCCCGCAGGAUCUCUUGCAAGAAGAAAAUAAUCUCCAAAUUCGACUUGUCAAUUUUAUUUAUCAUGAAAAUAGCAAGUUAACUCAAAGAAUUUAUCACACAAAUAGUCAAUUUGUUAGAACUUGCUUAGUAGUGAAUUGGGAACAAGAAGAAAAAGAAAAGGCUGGUGCUUCCCUUGUUGAGGUAAGAGCAAAUGAUCUUAUUCGCGAUUUCCUAAGAAUUGAGUUAGUCAAGUCCACUAUUUCGUAUACACGAAAAAGGUAUGAUAGGACAAGUGGAGGACCGACUCCCCAUAAUAGGUUAGAUCGCGCCAAUAGCAAUUCUUUUUAUUCCAAGGCGAAGAUUGAAUCACUUAGCCAACAUCAAGAAGCUAUUGGCACUUUGUUGAAUCGAAAUAAAGAAUACCAAUCUUUGAUGAUUUUGUCGGCAUCCAACUGUUCUCGAAUUGGUUUAUUCAAGAAUUCAAAACAUCCCAAUGCGAUAAAAGAAUGGAAUCCUAGAAUUCCUAUUCUAGAAAUUUUUGGGCCCUUAGGGGCUAUUGUAGCUAGUAUAUCGCAUUUUUCUUCAUCUUACUAUUUACUAACGCAUAAUAAAAUCCUGCUAAAAAAAUAUUUGUUCGUUGACAAUUUGAAACAAACCUUCCAAGUACUUCAAGAACUUAAAUACUCUUUAAUAGAUGAAAAUAAAAGGAUUUCCAAUUUCGAUAGUAACAUAAUGUUGGAUCCAUUCCUUUUGAAUUGUCACUUUGUCCAUCAUGAUUCUUGGGAAGAGACAUUGGCAAUAAUUCACCUUGGACAAUUUAUUUGUGAAAAUGUAUGUCUAUUUAAAUCGCACAUAAAAAAAUCUGGUCAAAUUUUCAGUGUAAAUAUGGAUUCCUUUGUUAUAAGAGCAGCUAAACCUUAUUUGGCCACUACAGGAGCAACUGUUAAUGGUCAUUAUGGAGAAAUCCUUUACAAGGGAGAUAGGUUAGUUACGUUUAUAUAUGAAAAAUCGAGAUCUAGUGACAUAACGCAAGGUCUUCCAAAAGUGGAACAAAUCUUUGAAGCGCGUUCAAUUGAUUCAUUAUCCCCCAAUCUCGAAAGGAGAAUUGAGGAUUGGAAUGAGCGUAUACCAAGAAUUCUUGGGGUCCCUUGGGGAUUCUUGAUUGGAGCUGAGCUAACCAUAGCCCAAAGUCGUAUUUCUUUGGUUAAUAAAAUCCAAAAGGUUUAUCGAUCCCAAGGGGUACAGAUCCAUAAUAGACAUAUAGAGAUUAUUAUACGCCAAGUAACAUCAAAAGUGCGGGUUUCCGAAGAUGGAAUGUCUAAUGUUUUUUCGCCUGGGGAAUUAAUCGGACUAUUGCGAGCGGAACGAGCAGGGCGAGCUUUGGAUGAAUCGAUCUAUUAUCGGGCAAUCUUAUUGGGAAUAACAAGGGCUUCCCUGAAUACCCAAAGUUUCAUAUCUGAAGCAAGUUUUCAAGAAACUGCUCGAGUUUUAGCAAAAGCUGCCCUACGAGGUCGCAUUGAUUGGUUGAAAGGCUUGAAAGAAAACGUAGUUCUGGGGGGGAUUAUACCUGUUGGUACCGGAUUCCAAAAAUUUGUGCAUCGUUCCCCACAAGACAAGAACCUUUAUUUCGAAAUAAAAAAAAAAAAUCUAUUCGCGUCGGAAAUGAGAGAUUUUUUGUUUCUCCAUACAGAAUUAGUUUCUUCAGAUUCUGACGUAACAAACAAUUUUUAUGAGACAUAAAAACCCCCAUUUAACAUUUAACCCUAAGGAUACAUAAAACAUAUUUUUUACUUUACUAGACUUUUGAACUUAGAACACUAACAGGUUAAAUUUUAGAUUUUUAAGAUUUUUAUUUUAAUAAGUAAAACAAGUCAGUUAAUUCAUUAAAUUAAGGUUUUGUUUAUACCAUGUAUCAAUGUAUCAAUGGCCAACUCUUAGUACAAGGUUCUCUCAGAACAAUUAUUAUUUUAUUUAUUUCAAGCUAUUUCGGAUCUUUCUUAAUCUUCAAAAAGAAAUAAAUUCCGUAAUGGAAUGUUAGGAUGAAAAAAAAAGGAAGUGUGGAAAAAAUGACAAGAAGAUAUUGGAACAUUAAUUUGAAAGAGAUGAUAGAAGCAGGAGUUCAUUUUGGUCAUGGUAUUAAGAAAUGGAAUCCUAAAAUGGCCCCUUACAUUUCGGCAAAGCGUAAAGGUACUCAUAUUAUAAAUCUCGCUAGAACGGCCCGUUUUUUAUCAGAAGCUUGUGAUUUAGUUUUUGAUGCAGCAAGUCAGGGAAAAAGUUUCUUAAUUGUUGGUACCAAAAAAAGAGCAACAGAUUUAGUAGCAUCAGCUGCAAUAAGGGCUCGUUGUCAUUAUGUUAAUAAAAAGUGGUUCAGUGGUAUGUUAACGAAUUGGUCGAUUACGAAAACUAGACUUUCUCAAUUUAGAGACUUAAGAGCGGAA
Messenger RNA from Hordeum vulgare subsp. vulgare (domesticated barley), 5176 nucleotides. RefSeq names its product DNA-directed RNA polymerase subunit beta''. NCBI's taxonomy places the organism in Eukaryota, Viridiplantae, Streptophyta, Magnoliopsida, Poales, Poaceae. The transcript has a single exon. The record is from RefSeq and is a predicted model, not a curated record. Gene Ontology annotation, molecular function: DNA binding; DNA-directed RNA polymerase activity. The coding region runs from base 45 to 4478 and encodes 1477 amino acids. Gene Ontology annotation, biological process: DNA-templated transcription.